GCAAAAAUAUAAAUUGUCGAUCGGAUAUAAAUUAAGUUCGCAAAUCGCAAGCGUAAACUAUCUCCUUUGACCAAUAUGUCCAACCAAACAUGGCGAAAUACAAUAAAUAACAACCCAAUACAACAAAGUAUUCGCCAAUUUCUUGCCAAAUUUCCACUGAAGACUCAUCGAUCUCCUUAUGGCGUACGAGAACUUGAUGAUCCAAGGUUGUAUAUAUGGGGACCUGGUUGGAAAUCAGGUCAAGAAACUUCUUUUGACCAGGAAUGUGUAAAGUGGCAGACUUUUUUGAAAUUUAGCAAAAGUGAUUUCGAAACCAAACGUUCAAACGAACCAUUAAUGUCACCUUCAGGAAAACUUCCGUUCCUAAUUUUAACAACUGGCGAUGUUCUUGUGGAUGAUUCUAUAGAAAAACAUGUCACUGAUAUGUAUUCUGAUAAUCUUGGAAGAAUUAAUGAACAACAAGAAGCAGAUUCACAAUCAUUUAUCGCAUUGGCCGAUACAAAGUUGCGAAAUGCUUUGCUUUACAAUCUUUGGUGUGAACCUGCAAAUGAAUCCAUAACAUAUAAAAAAUAUGUUGGACAUUAUGCUAAGCCGUUAGAUAAAUUACUUUUUCAAAAGUAUAAAAAAUUAGCUGUCAAGGAAUUAUUAACAAGAAAGCCGGUAUUAAACAAGGAAGAAAUUUAUCAAGAAGCAGAUGAAGCUUUAAUAGCAAUUUCUAAUGCUUUAGGAGAUUCCAAAUAUUUUUUUGGAUCAAGUUUGCCUACUUUUGUCGAUGCAGUUGUUUUUUCAUAUAUUCACGUUAUCUUGAAUAUUCCACUUAAUGAGGUACAAGUCCAAUCCAAUCUUAUUAAAUAUUCGGAAAAAAUAUAUAAUGAAUAUAUUUUAUCGGGCUUUUGAAAUCAAAUCUUCAAAUAAAUUAUCUUUUAUUUUAAAAAAUUUAAAAAUUAUUGGCAAAUAAAUAAUAUCAUGACCAUCCAUUGACGUAAUU
Messenger RNA from Rhizophagus irregularis DAOM 181602=DAOM 197198, 988 nucleotides. RefSeq lists its product as uncharacterized. NCBI's taxonomy places the organism in Eukaryota, Fungi, Glomeromycota, Glomeromycetes, Glomerales, Glomeraceae. Gene Ontology annotation, biological process: mitochondrion organization. Gene Ontology annotation, cellular component: cytoplasm; SAM complex. The record is from RefSeq and is a predicted model, not a curated record.